Messenger RNA from Apaloderma vittatum (bar-tailed trogon), 1332 nucleotides. RefSeq names its product ubiquitin associated protein 1-like (gene UBAP1L). The record is from RefSeq and is a predicted model, not a curated record. Gene Ontology annotation, molecular function: ubiquitin binding. Gene Ontology annotation, biological process: ubiquitin-dependent protein catabolic process via the multivesicular body sorting pathway. The transcript has 5 exons. Gene Ontology annotation, cellular component: ESCRT I complex. Lineage: Eukaryota; Metazoa; Chordata; Aves; Trogoniformes; Trogonidae. The coding region runs from base 1 to 1332 and encodes 443 amino acids.
AUGAGCUACCUGGAUGAAGUUCCCUUCCGGACGACGAGGACGCUCAAUGGGGACUCAGGGGGAGAAAACACUUUUAUCACCGCCCCGGCCAUCGAGCUCCCCGACUGCGCCGACAUCCUCAUGAGCACCAUGCACGACUUCUCACUGGAACGAAAAGUGCUUUACUGGGUCGAGGUGGCUUCUCAGCAGCAACCCUCCCGGCAUCGAGUCACCUCUGAAGUCGUCCCCACUGCCCCGCCGUGCUGGUUGCUGCUGGUGGAGCCCUCCGACAGCUACGGGGGGAGAGCGAGGGACGGGGCGGUGCGACGCAGCAUCAGCCUGAGCGCUGCCGACAGCGGCUACGGGCACGCCAAGGGCAGAGCCGCCUCGUCCGACAGCGAGAGUGAGACCUGGCACUCGGGGGAGGACGAGUACUCCGAGGACGACGAGUACUCCUCGACCUCCUGGGAAGACAACGACAAGGAUGAAAAGGUCUCCAGGAGGAGAAACAGUGGGAAAGUUGUGCCUCCGCGUCCCAGCUUUUACCUGGCCCGACCAAAGACGUCACCCAGCUUGCUGGAGCCCUCGCCAGAGAACAGCAGCCGUGACUCAGCCAGCUCAGACCCAAGCAAGCAGAGAAGAUCCAUGGUGAUAUUUAACAACAUGAAGAAUGAGCUGGAAGCAGCCAGGAGGAAGCUGGCAGCUUUGGUGCAUCCCUUGAACAGAGCUGUCACAGAGAGCAAGGGGAUCCCGGAGCCACGGCUGCUCCCCUUGCGUCCCCAAACCAGCCGCAGCGUCAAGUACAGGCCGGCCCCGGACACGUCCCACCUGGGCACCUUGGUACCAGCUCCUCCGGCCACGGCCGCGCCGGUGCCCCCGAUCAAACGGCACAAACCCACGGUGCCGUCUCUCAGCCCCUACGCCAGCCUCCCCCCUGCCUCUGUGCCUGCGCGACCUCUCAGUUCCCACAGAUCCCAGCCGGAUUCGGCCGCUGACCUGCUCUCGGCGCUGAGCCAGGAGGAGCGAGACCUCAUCGAGCCCGUUACAGCCUUGGGCUACCCCACCCGCAAAGCCAUCCUCACGCUCCAGAAGACUGGGAAGCAAAGCUUAAGUCAGUUCCUAAGCUACCUGCAUGCCUGUGACCGGCUGCUGAAGCAGGGCUACGAGGAAGGGCAGGUGGAGGAGGCCAUGGAAAUGUUCCAGUACUCGGAGAAAAAGGCGGCUGAAUUCUUGCAUUUGUUAGCUCAGUUUCACGAUAUGGGUUUCCAGCAAAAUGAAAUCAAAGAAGUUCUUUUGCUUUGUGGGAAUCAGAGGGAGAAGGCGCUGGAAGAGCUCGUGAUGAAAACCCAGUGA